Molecule: messenger RNA, 2275 nt
Organism: Polychytrium aggregatum
Lineage: Eukaryota; Fungi; Chytridiomycota; Chytridiomycetes; Polychytriales
Exons: 2
Coding region: 183-2222 (679 amino acids)
Source: RefSeq, a predicted model, not a curated record
UGCCACAGAGCGCAUGGUGUUCCCGCAUCGUCCAGAUUUGGUUUCGUUCGCGGCAAGGCGUGCGAGCCCAGCAUCUGCCGGUCCUCCGUCAGCUUAGGGAUUCUAAAAUCGGGUGCCUCGACCCUGCCCCAAGAGCGCACUGCAGACACGCACGGUACUUGCCUUCAAACUCCAACGGCAUCAUGGUUGCUGCCAAUAUGCCGACGGUGGAGGUCAUCGAGCACCAUGUUAUCAGCCCGUAUCCGAGCCAACCGUAUUCCGGCCCCAGGCGGGAGAUUGUGCUCUUGAUCCUCGGCGAGACAGGAGUCGGAAAAUCGACCUUCAUCAACGCCCUGCCCAACUACUUGCUGUUCAAUAGCAUCGACGAGAUCCGAGAGGACCGGAUCAUCAACCUCAUCCCCACAAGUUUUUACGUUUUCGAGCCUGGGGCUCUGACCGACGGAAAGCUGAUCGAGUCGGGACAACUCUCGUUCCGAUCCAACGCUGCAGUCCACUUUGACUCAGAUUCCGCAUGGAAGAACGAAGUCCGGGGCCAGGGCCAGUCAUCGACUCAGUCCCCACACACCUACGUGCUCGACACCGAGCUCAGCAACGGAGAGCCUGUGACGGUCAAGUUCAUCGACACUCCUGGCAUGGGCGACACCCGAGGCGUCGAGCAGGACAAGAAAAACAUGGACAACAUCAUCCAGUACAUUGCCAACUACGAGAAAAUCCACGGCAUCCUCAUUCUCCUGAAGCCCAACCAGAGCCGCCUGACAACGUUCUUCCGAUUCUGUGUCAUGGAGCUGCUGCGGAGCUUGCACCGCGAGUGCGUCAAGAACAUGGUCUUCCUCUUCACCAACGCCCAGAGCACCAACUUCCGCCCUGGAGACACGAUGGACUCUCUCCUGCCGCUCAUUGAACAGAUUUCGAAAGAUUCCAGAGUCUCCAUCUUCCUCCGGAACGAAAACAUGUUUAUGAUCGACAAUGAAGCCUAUCGGUACCUGCUGGCGAAAAACAAGGUCAAAUUCGAGGAAGAGGAAGAGAGAAAGUUCCUCAUCUCAUGGGAAAUGUCCUCCAGCGCCUGUCGCAAGCUUCUCGACGUGGUUUCAAGUCUCACGCCUCAUGAAACCCAACAGACCACCACCCUGUAUCUGGUUCGAGACAAAGUCCUCGAGCUUUGCAAGCCUCUGGGCGACGUUGCCGCCAUGAUCGUGACAAAUCAGAGCAACAUUGAAAACAAAAUCAUGACCUUGCAGACUGCAGCCAAUUCCGUGAAAGAUCUCGACAAGAUUUUGAACAUCAAGGUGAACACCCCCGUCAAGCGCGAGAUCGAUCGCCCCACGACCGUGUGCACCAACCCAGGCUGCGUCCGAUAUAUUCAAGAUGAGUUUGGGAAUAACUUGACCCAUUACAUCACCCGAUGCCACAAGCCAUGCUAUCUAAAGAGGGUUCCCGUUCAAACGAUCGGCGACCCUCAACUCGCGCUCUGCGCGCAAAUGCAAAACGAUCACUGUGUCCGCUGCACCCAUAGCUUUCGAGAGCACAUGCACAUCAAAUGGGAGCUCGUGUUUCAAAAAAAGUCCGUCAUCGACCCCAAUAUCAAGGAUCAAAUCGCUCAACAAAAGGACCGCCAGUCAAAGGUCCAGGCAACCAUCAAGGAGCUGAAGAGUUAUCAGAAGCAGCUGGUGAAAGAGCAGAAGCGUAUCAUGAAAAUCAGCGCCAAAUUCUCUGCGUUUGUCAAGAAUAACGGCAUCGUUCUCUACAACGAUGCCAUGCUGGACUAUCUCGACCAUCUGAUCAAAGACGCUCGAGAAUCCUUCGGUGGUGAUGUCGGAGCCCGAGAGGAGAAGAUCAAAGGGCUGGAAGAGCUCAAGGCUAUCUAUGUCACUGAGCGAAAGGUGCUCUCAGAAGGCAUUCGGAUGAAGAUGUUUUUCGCUCCAAGUGUGAACGACAUCAAAAAGCUGAUGGAUGAGCUCGUGAACAUGGAGUUCUCGGGCCAGUUCUUCAAGAGCUUUGACCUGCCCACGGACUACACCGAGGAGAAUGGAAUAGGCUCACAAGAGCGCACCGUCAAACCACAGCCACUGAACGACGGUUCGUUGGUUGGUGCUGCUGGCACUGCCCAGGCGCAGCUGCCCACCCCGGCAAUAAGACCUCCGGCGCCAUACACCCCUAUUUACGAUAAACCCAGGGUCGGUGUCAAAGAAUUCUUCUCCAAGUUCAAGUUUUCACGCUCCUAGACAGAGCCUCGUACUCUUCGGCUCUCCCAAGUUCCUUCUCUCACGGCUUGGCG